AUAGAUCAACUUAUUCAAGUUAUUACAAUUUAUACUAAUAUGCUGUAGUAGUAGUCACACGUCCUAACCAGGAUUGGGUCCAACAGCAUCAACUGCUUUUCAAACACAGAGAGGCCUUCUGGAAGGGGCUAGUUACUGUGUCCAUUUAAUGCUUGAAUUCUCUCCUCAUGUUGUCACAUAGAAUCAACCAUACAGGUGAUUCUUCUCUAAUCCACGGCACUCCCGGGCUCCGCAGCGCCCCGGCGUCGCUCCUCGCGGCUGUGCAGGCGCUUCCAGGCACCGUCCGGGCCCGCCCCGGUACCCACACACGGCCGCCGGCCGUGCGAGGACUCGCGGCUCGACCUCCCCCGGCGCCGGCGGCCGCUGAGGGGAGCCGAGCUCCCCGUCGAGAUGGGACGAGGGCAGCGGGCCGGCGCGGCGCCCGGCAUGGAGGGCGGCCGGUCCCGGCCGAGCCGACUCGAGCCCGGCUGUCUCCGGGACAACCGCCGUUGGCGGCCGCGGCCGGGCGGACAGGCGGCGCCAUGAGCGAGCAGCCCCCUCCGCGGCCCCUCUACUUCCCCCCCUUCCACGACCGCGCCGAGGCCGGCGCUCCCCCGGCCGAAGGCGGCGGCCCGCGGAAGCUCUUGGCGGCCGUGUGCGGGCCGUGGCAGCCCCCGCCGGCCGCCGUGGCGCCCCGCUGGCCCGCGGGGCUGGCGCCCAUCGCCUACGAGCCGCUGCGCUUCUUCUGCCCCGCGGCGGCGGAGGAGAGCGCGGUCGCGGCGCGGCGGCCCGGGGAGCAGCCGCAGCUGGAGGGCGAGAUCUGCGAGCUGGGCAUCCGCCUCAAGGAGCUGGAGCUGCUGGCGCUCGUCGGCGACGGCUUCGACCCGCAGCAGUAUAAACUUCUGAAGGCGCUGAAAGAAGAAAAGAUAAAAGGCAUGAAAGCAAGGCAGAAACUGAAGAAACAGCCACCAACAUGAUGAAGAUUAUUUGGGCUGGAUGUUCUGUCACUACGGAGUAUUUUAAUGGAUCUUCACUAUAAUUUUUCUACUUAUUACAUGCUAUUCUCUUACUGAAUUAAAAAAAUACAGUAUA
Messenger RNA from Cygnus olor (mute swan), 1071 nucleotides. It is a transcript of the gene C5H11orf91, whose product is annotated as chromosome 5 C11orf91 homolog. The coding region runs from base 168 to 956 and encodes 262 amino acids. The transcript has 4 exons. The record is from RefSeq and is a predicted model, not a curated record. NCBI's taxonomy places the organism in Eukaryota, Metazoa, Chordata, Aves, Anseriformes, Anatidae.